GAUGGAUUUUUAUUUUGUAUCUUUACUAGUCCCUCGUCUUUGUCUUCCCUGCCUGGCUCACGAUCAGAACCUCCUCCUUCCUCCCAUGGCAGCCACUGCAAUUUCUUUCGGCAGCAGGUGGUUCUGCUCUGAGAACUGCACCUGCACGGACUGCCGGAACACCACGAAGUAUGAAGCCUAUGUGGAGGAGAGAGCUGAGAUGGUACUCAAGAAGAAGCCAGGCGCGUUCCAGUCCAAGAUCGAACAAGAUGCAGGCCCCUCCACUUCGGGGCAAGAACAGAGGAGCAUAUGAAGGGGUGCACCUGCAGCAAGUCUCAGUGCGCAAUGAACUACUGCGAGUGCUUCAAGAACAAUGUUGCGUGCACCGCGAGAUGCAAGGGCGAAGGGUGCGCCGAUACUCGUGGAGCAAGGGACGGCGCGAAACGCGGCUUCAGGAGAAUGGAGAUUCGGGUGGAGCAUCAGGCAAUUCUAAUGGAGCAUCUGACGGAUUUGAUGGAUCACCUGGCAGUUAUAAUGGAACGUCUGCCAUGUUCAACAGAAGCAGGUGUGACCGAAAAUUUCUGGGGGAAUUCAGGAAACAACACUCGUUUCCGGUGGUGUUCAGGAAAUAG
Molecule: messenger RNA, 611 nt
Organism: Phragmites australis (common reed)
Lineage: Eukaryota; Viridiplantae; Streptophyta; Magnoliopsida; Poales; Poaceae
Exons: 4
Coding region: 171-611 (146 amino acids)
Source: RefSeq, a predicted model, not a curated record